Messenger RNA from Prosopis cineraria, 1767 nucleotides. Its product is annotated as AT-hook motif nuclear-localized protein 1. Bases 445 to 1491 code for a protein of 348 amino acids. NCBI's taxonomy places the organism in Eukaryota, Viridiplantae, Streptophyta, Magnoliopsida, Fabales, Fabaceae. Gene Ontology annotation, molecular function: minor groove of adenine-thymine-rich DNA binding. The transcript has 5 exons. The record is from RefSeq and is a predicted model, not a curated record.
AAUUACUCGCCAAAAACAAGGAUUCAUUUUAUCAGACCAUUUUCCAUCCUAAUCUCAAAAUUCAAAUAUCAUACCAACACCACCACAAUUUUCUGCCGUUCUUCCCAUUUUUUAAAAAAUAUUUUCUCAAGACUUGAAUAUUAUUUUCCCCAGAAAUUUUCCAGAUCAUAUUCAUCCAUUCUCUGUUUCAUCGAGUUCAGCUUUUUUUUUUAUGUAAAAAAAAAUAUAUGCAAAUGGUUCAAAGUUUAAGACUUUCUUCUUCUGGUUUCAUUCCCAGCUUCUGAGGUUUUUAUUUUCCGACAUAUCUUGAUUUUUGCGUUGUUGUAUCAUUUUUCCAAGGAAAAAAAUCUGCAGAAAUUAGUGCCAGUUUCGAGUUAGUGAAGUUUUGGAGGAGAAAUGGAGUGUUGAUGUGUAGUUUAUGCAUGAGUUGUUAAGCUUUUAAAUAUGGAAGCAAGGGAUGGAAUUAGCAGUGCAGUCACGGUGGUAGGAUCAGACGAUCCGUCGGAGUACCAUGUGGCUCCCCGGACCGAGAACCCAGCAACCACUGGUGGAUCGACAACGCCAGCGCCGGCUCCGACACCGGCAGCUCAAGGCACUGCUCCUCCUCCGCAGUCUGCAGCGGCUGGAGGGGCGCCAACAGCCAUGAUGAUGCCGGGGAAGAAGAAAAGAGGUCGACCGAGAAAGUACGGGCCAGACGGGUCGGUGACCAUGGCGCUAUCUCCCAAACCAAUAUCUUCUUCGGCCCCUCCAUCCCAAGUCAUCGAUUUCUCCGCAGAUAAGCGCGGGAAAGUUCGUCCAGCUAGUUCUGUCAGCAAAGCCAAAUUCGAGGUCGAGAAUUUAGGUCAAUGGGUUGCAUGCUCUGUAGGUGCUAAUUUUACACCCCAUAUAAUUACUGUUAAUUCUGGGGAGGAUGUUACUAUGAAGAUAAUAUCAUUUUCUCAGCAAGGACCUCGAGCUAUAUGUAUUCUUUCUGCAAAUGGCGUCAUAUCGAGCGUCACACUUCGUCAACCUGAUUCUUCUGGGGGCACAUUGACUUAUGAGGGACGUUUUGAAAUUCUGUCAUUGUCUGGGUCAUUCAUGCCAAGUGAAAGUGGGGGAACACGGAGCCGAUCUGGCGGCAUGAGUGUUUCUUUGGCGAGUCCAGAUGGUCGUGUUGUAGGUGGCGGAGUGGCAGGUCUAUUAGUAGCAGCAAGUCCUGUACAGGUAGUGGUAGGAAGUUUUUUGGCUGGAAACCAGCAUGAGCAAAAGCCAAAGAAACAGAAAAUUGAGGUGAUAUCCACAGCCAUACCGACUGCUGUCAUUCCCUUGUCUAGCGUUACCGAUCCAGUCCCUCUCCUCACUUCCUCGUCUUGCUUCCGUGGCGACAAUUGGUCUGCAAUCCCGGCAGAUAACAGGAAUAACACCACCGCCAACACCAAUGCCAACAAUAAUGGUAAUGGUAACAAUAAUAGUAAGCCAACAGAUAUUAAUGUGUCACUAUCUGGAGGGUAAUUUCAUCCUAUCUGCCAUCUAUAUUCGUUGCUGACGACGUUGUAACGGACCUCCUAAUUGAUGAGUUUGUUUUCUAUUGUUUCUUGUGACUGUAAGCUUAUUGACAGUAUCUUAGGACCGCCUUCUUGUUUUCCGACAUUUAUGGCUUUGUUUCUUUGUACAACCUAGUUAGGUGAUUAAAUCUGCCUCUGCUGCCAUUGUGGUGUCAUGUUUUGAUGUAUUUGUUAUUCGCGUUUCUUCAGAGUGGUAGAUUGUGAAAUCCAAGCUAUUCCUUGA